AUGGUUCUGGGUAAAACACGAUAUCUGCAGGCCUGUGUAAUAGGUGGUACGCUUGCAGAUAUUGUUCGUGACUACCGAACCCAGGUUGAUUUCUUAGCCGUCUACCUCGCCGAAGCUCAUGCCAAAGGUCAAUGGCCUCUAGGAAGUAACAACAGUUACACGAAAGAACACAAGUCUCUUCAAGAAAGAAUCGCUGCAGCUAAAGACCUUCUAAAAAUAGAUGCAGAAACAUAUAAUUGCAUGACCGAUGACAUCGCUGAUGUUUCAAAAUUCCGUAUCGUCGUUGACCAAAUGGACAACCUCUUCUCCAGGAUGUUCAACGCGUACCCAGAUCGGGUGGUAUUCAUACGCGAAGGGAAGAUUGUGUAUUUUGGUAAAAACAUCUUAGGACAAAUGCAAGACCCUUCAAGAUUGAUGACACACGAAGCACGUGAAUGGUUAGAAGAAAAUGUUGGAUCUGAUUUCAUGUAA
This is a messenger RNA of Lytechinus variegatus (green sea urchin), 471 nucleotides long. RefSeq names its product type I iodothyronine deiodinase-like. Gene Ontology annotation, molecular function: thyroxine 5'-deiodinase activity. NCBI's taxonomy places the organism in Eukaryota, Metazoa, Echinodermata, Echinoidea, Temnopleuroida, Toxopneustidae. The coding region runs from base 1 to 471 and encodes 156 amino acids. The record is from RefSeq and is a predicted model, not a curated record. The transcript has 3 exons.